AUGCAAAAAGACAAGUCUGUGACCCCUGGCUCCCCGGGAGAGAACGUCCGCGAGUAUAAGGGCGACAAUGAUGCUAGCACAGCCACAAUGGAACACUUCGAGAUCGAACCGGCACCACAUCUUCAUCUGAAGACGUACCUACUAGUUGCUGCCGUGUCAUUUCUUUCCUUUGCCACAUUCAUACAGCUGGUCACAACAGGCGUUUUUGCAAGCGCUGUCGCCGAGGCUACAGGAGGUGUGGGAAAAGAGAAUUGGAUGCUUGCCUCCCUCACACUGACUUUUGUGGUUUUUUCUCCUCCUGUUAGCCGAGCAGGAGAUCUUUGGGGCCGACGGUGGCCUCUAAUCAUUCUGUCAGCUAUGGGAUGCAUCGGAACUCUGAUCACCUCCCGAGCACAUACUAUCGGCGUUGCAAUUCUGGGCGAGGUUUUGGUAGGGGCCGCAUUUGCGUCGACACCUCUUCAAUUUGCCGUUGCCUCCGAAGUCCUGCCUCGUCGACAGAGACUGUCAGGACAAGCCUGCAUCAAUAUGGCUGGAGGGUCUGGCUCAAUAUUUGUGCUCCUCGCAGGAGGCAAGAUGCUUGAUGUAUACGGUGUGCAGGCAUUCCGAUAUAUAUAUUACAUCAAUUCCGGAGUGUUCGCUAUUGGCGGCCUUAUUUGUUUUGCUGUAUAUCGACCUCCGCCACUCAGCCUUCAAAAGUCCUUGACUCAACGCGAGAAAUUAGGCAAACUGGACUUGCCCGGAUACGUGCUCUUGAUGUUUGCCGUGGUCUUGACCUGCAUGGGUCUGUCGUGGGCAAAUAAUCCAUACCCAUGGAAUGACGCCCACGUUCUGGCGCCAAUGAUCAUCGGUCUGAUACUUUUUGGCUUCAUUGGAAUCUACUGCUGGAAGAUUGGAAAGAACAGCUUCAUACCCCCUGCUUUAUUCUCUCGUGACCGAAAUGCCGCGAUAUGUUUGUUUGCGAUCUUCAUUGAAGGCCUAGUUUUCGCUGCUGCCAACCUCUAUGUACCAGCACAGAGUGCUAUACUAUACGAGAAGACAAGACUCAAUGUCUCGCUUGUGUUCACUGUCGUGUUGGUCUGCUAUGUGGGAGGCAGUCCAAUCGUCGCUUGGAUCUGCUACAGAUUCAAGAUCCUUAAGAUCCUCAGCAUUGCGGGCUACGUGUGUUUGUUGGCUUGGGCGAUCUGUAUGGCUACCACAACGUUGGGUAGCCGGACCAGUGUCUGGGGCUAUCAGCCACUUCUCGGGGCUGCACUUGCGCUCAUCAUGAAUGCAGUGGUUUCUGGCGCACAGUUGAGCGCGCCCCCAGAAUUAAUGUACGUCCAUUCAGCACUUUCAAAAAUAGUGAUUCAAGAUCUAAUACAGCGCAAUCUCAGCGCAACUACAAGCGGUCUAAUCGCGGGACUUAGAUCACUCGGUGUCACGAUUGGCGUUGCGAUAUACACCGCUGUCUUCAGCUCACGGUUCAAAGUCCUACUCCCAGCAAAAGUUGCGCAAGCCGCUCUGCAAAGUGGCCUGCCGGAAUCAUCUCUUCCGGCACUUAUCCUGGGCCUGGCUACCAACGACGCAGAGGCGCUCGCGGCCGUGCCUGGGGUCAGCCCUACUAUAAUCACUGCCGCUUCCAACGCCCUGAGAGCAGCUUAUCUUGGUUCGUUCAGAGCUGUUUGGAUUACAGCGUCGUCCUUAACUGCGGCCGGACUAUUUGCCACCUUCUUCCUCGCCGACGCCGCCCAGGAUCUAAAUAAUCAUAUCGACAAUCCCGGCGAGUCUGAGGAGGCGCUAUAUUCGAAGAAGUGA
Molecule: messenger RNA, 1794 nt
Organism: Exophiala bonariae
Lineage: Eukaryota; Fungi; Ascomycota; Eurotiomycetes; Chaetothyriales; Herpotrichiellaceae
Exons: 16
Coding region: 1-1794 (597 amino acids)
Biological process (GO): transmembrane transport
Cellular component (GO): plasma membrane
Molecular function (GO): transmembrane transporter activity
Source: RefSeq, a predicted model, not a curated record